UCUAUGGCUAAAGUUGUGACAAUUGUUGGCAUUGGGGAUGUAAAUGGAAAGAUGCUUUCCGCCACGCUGAUUGUGCUUUUAGUUUUAUUCAGUCUGGCAGAAAGCAAACAGAAAGACUUUUAUACUUUCAAAGUUGUGAACAGUAGAGGGAAGUUAGUGUCUCUUGAAAAAUACAGGGGUUCGGUGUCCCUGGUUGUGAAUGUGGCCAGUGAAUGUGGCUUCACUGAGGAACACUACAUAGGUCUUCAGAAACUGCAACGCGACUUUGGGCCAUUUCACUUCAAUGUCCUGGCGUUCCCCUGCAACCAGUUCGGGCAGCAGGAACCCGGCAGUGACAAAGAGAUAGAUAGCUUUGUUCGCAGAGUCUAUGGAGUCUCAUUUCCCUUGUUUAGUAAAAUCGCUGUUGUAGGAUUGGGAGCCAACAAUGUGUAUAAAUACCUUAUCGAGGCCUCUGGCAAAGAGCCAGACUGGAAUUUCUGGAAAUACCUUAUUGAUGUCGAUGGCAAAGUGGUGGAUGCGUGGGGACCCAAGGUUUCUGUCGAAGAUAUACGACCAAAAGUAGCUGAAAUGGUGCGGCAGAUCAUUCUAAAGAAGAAAGAGGAGUUGUAAUAUCCUACUUCACCAUCUUACUGUGCACUCCACUAAUUCUCAUAAGUGAAUUCAAACGAAUUUCUGCAAAAAACAAAUAUUAGAGCAUCAAAUUAAUUCUGCAAAAAAAUGAUUUUACAGGCACUGAUGAACUGAUGAAACACCCUCGUUUUUUCCCCUCGAUGAGUGUAUGCAAUUUUUUUUUUUAUUGCAGUAUCUGAACAGUGGUAUUUGGCAAAAGUUAUUCUAUAGCAGUGUUUUUCAACCAGUGUGCCACGGCACACUACUGAGUACCGAGAGAUCGUCAGGUGUGCCAUGAGAAAUUAUUCAAUAUCGCAUUUUUAAAAAAAAUUUACGUCGUCGGGUGGAGUUGCCGAAGGAAGGAAGGAGUAGGUACAAGGUCGUGUGCAGAUGAGCGAGGUAUUGCUCGUGUCGCGUUCAAGAACUGGUCGGAUUUCUAGCCAUCAGCCACCUCAUCCACAUGUGAUGACUGUCAUUCCUCCCCUCUGUGUUUUAUUCCAAUGUAUUUUAUUCCAAAAGAUUGUCAAGGACAGCAAGGUGGCUAAUGGCUAGAAAUCCGAGCAGUUCUUGAAUGCGACAUGAGCAGCUAUCCAACAGUGUCAUGGUGCCAAGCAAGUUUAAACGUCAUCUCUAAACGAAACACCCGUCGCUUCAAAACAAGCCAAUGGACUAUUUUAUUCGCCAUCUUUUUGAGAAAAACUACAAAGGUAAAUGAGAACGCCCUCAAAUUUACCUUGUUGCUGAACUUGUUGCUUAAUCAAAAAACUCCCACACUGUCGCAGGGAUAUUAAUACUACCUGCUUGCAAAGCCAUUUUCAGCGAGAUGCUUGGCCCUGAUGCCUUUAAAGACAUUGCUAAAGUCCCCCUGUCUGAUAAUUCUGAGCUUUACAAGCCUAAUUGCUAUAAAAAAUAAAAAGACAGACUUGAGAGCUGUUGAAGAAGAUUCCUGCCAGCAUAUCAGCUUUGUGUUCAUCUAAACAGGCUCAAGUUUCAUACUGGGUAAGUAUAAAUAUUAAGAAAUUAUUUCAUAAUUAAAAAUACUGUACAGAAAGUAAUUUUGGAACAUUUUUGGUUUGUGGUGUGCAGCGGGAUUUUUUGCAAUGUAAAAACGUGCCGUGACUCAGAAAAGUUUGAAAAACACUGUUCUAUAGUUACUAUUGUAGUAAAUGGUCUUCACAGAGAUCUGCUGGUUAUAAACAAGUGAUUUUACAGGGCGCAUCCAGCCUACGAUGCCUUUGGCUGCACAGCAGGGCUGCCCCCACCUCUUGAGCUGUGGGGUCCACCCUCCUUUCUAUUCGCCAGGUAGCAGAAACAAAGGUGUCGGGGGUCUAUAAACAAUGUUUGGGUGGUGCGGGGCUCUUCUUUUCACCUCAUGUAACGAAAAUUGCAGCUGUUUCAUUAGGGUUUAUUAGGAGACACGAGAUGUUUGUGCGAAUAAAUCCUCCACUUGUUCAGCUAGAACGAUUGUGUACUCCUUUCAUUUCUAAAUCACCCCCCAUGUUGACGGGCCCUACAGUCUCCAUGAAACCCCAACAGGGUCCAGAAACACACAACAGUAUCAAAUUGGGUGCGGUUUUGAUGAAGCCAAUCCCCAAUUUGGCAGAAGUGUUUUGUUUUUUUAAAAAAGUUAUUUAUUUUUAAAUUUUAUUUUUCCCGUCACCAUCAGUUCUAUGCACACACACACAUACCUGUCAAGUUGUACGGUUUCUGCGUAAGUUGUAGAAGUGAGCACAGAUUUUUAAAUGUGUACGCUGUACCUUCAAAAUCUGUACGUUUUUCGUGCAUUAAAUAUUUUUUCUCCA
This is a messenger RNA of Corythoichthys intestinalis (scribbled pipefish), 2411 nucleotides long. RefSeq names its product glutathione peroxidase 7 (gene gpx7). Bases 4 to 609 code for a protein of 201 amino acids. NCBI's taxonomy places the organism in Eukaryota, Metazoa, Chordata, Actinopteri, Syngnathiformes, Syngnathidae. Gene Ontology annotation, molecular function: glutathione peroxidase activity. The record is from RefSeq and is a predicted model, not a curated record. The transcript is spliced from 3 exons. Gene Ontology annotation, biological process: response to oxidative stress.